GUCAUGGCCAACUACUACGAAGUGCUGGGGGUCCAGUCCAGCGCGUCCCCCGAGGACAUCAAGAAGGCCUACCGCAAGCUGGCUCUGCGGUGGCACCCCGACAAGAACCCCGACAACAAAGAGGAGGCCGAGAAGAAGUUCAAGCAGGUGUCGGAGGCCUACGAGGUCCUGUCCGACUCCAAGAAGCGCUCCCUGUAUGACAGGGCGGGCUGUGACAGCUGGAGGGCAGGUGGCGGGGCCAGCACCCCCUACAACAGUCCCUUCGACACGGGCUACACCUUCCGCAACCCCGAGGACAUCUUCCGUGAGUUCUUUGGUGGCCUGGACCCAUUCUCCUUUGACUUCUGGGAUGUCCCCUUUAGCAGUGACCGGGGCAGCAGGGGACAUGGCCUGCGAGGGGCCUUCUCGGCGGGCUUUGGCGAGUUCCCGGCCUUCAUGGAGGCCUUCUCCAACUUCGAUGUCCUGGGCCGGAGCGGGGGCAGCCGCACCACCUUCUCCUCCACCUCCUUUGGGGGGUCCGGCUCCGGGAGCUCGGGGUUCAAGUCGGUGAUGUCCUCCACGGAGAUGGUCAACGGCCACAAGGUGACCACCAAGCGCAUCGUGGAGAACGGGCAGGAGCGCGUGGAGGUGGAGGAGGACGGGCAGCUCAAGUCGGUGACCAUCAACGGCAAGGAACAGCUCAAGAGGGUGGACAGCAAGUAACGGGGCCACUCGGGCCACCCCGCCCCCC
This is a messenger RNA of Urocitellus parryii (Arctic ground squirrel), 730 nucleotides long. RefSeq names its product DnaJ heat shock protein family (Hsp40) member B8 (gene Dnajb8). NCBI's taxonomy places the organism in Eukaryota, Metazoa, Chordata, Mammalia, Rodentia, Sciuridae. The record is from RefSeq and is a predicted model, not a curated record. Gene Ontology annotation, molecular function: Hsp70 protein binding.